AGAGAGAGAGAGAGAGAGAGAGAGAGAGAGAGAGAGAGAGAGGGGGAGUAUUGACACUACUGAGCCGUUUGUGAAGAUGCCAACAAUUAAAUUCACGAAGCUGUUCAUUAAUGGAGAAUUCGUCGACUCAGUCUCAGGAAAAACAAUUGAGACAACAGAUCCUAGGAAUGGAGAGGUGAUAGCAAAGGUUGCAGAAGGAGGCAAAGAAGACGUUGAUUUGGCAGUGAAAGCCGCCCGUGCCGCCUUCGACCACGGUCCAUGGCCUCGCAUGUCCGGCUUUGAGAGGGCAAGAAUCAUGAUGAAGUUUGCAGACUUAAUUGAAGAGAACCUUGAAGAGCUAGCCACUCUUGAUAGCCUCGACGCCGGAAAAUUGUUUAGCCUCGGAAAAGCCAUAGACAUACCCGGCGUGAUCAGUUGUCUCCGUUACUACGCCGGUGCAGCCGAUAAGAUUCACGGGCGUACGCUGAAAAUGUCGCGGGAGUUUCAGGCCUACACAUUGCUUGAACCCAUUGGGGUUGUAGGAAGCAUCAUUCCCUGGAAUUUCCCAAGCACCAUGUUUUUCAUCAAGGCAAGCCCCGCCUUAGCCGCAGGGUGCACCGUCGUCAUGAAACCCGCCGAGCAAACUCCACUCUCAGCACUCUAUUAUGCUCAUCUCGCCAAGAUGGCUGGGGUCCCUGAUGGAGUGCUCAAUGUCAUCACUGGAUUUGGACCCACUGCAGGUGCUGCCAUUAGCUCACAUAUGGACAUUGAUAUGGUGAGUUUUACUGGGUCGACAGAAGUAGGGCGUGAAAUAAUGAAAGCAGCGGCAACAAGCAAUUUGAAACCAGUUGCACUAGAAUUAGGAGGCAAGUCACCCCUCUUAAUUUUCGACGACGCCGAUAUAGAUAUGGCUUCUGAUCUUGCUCUUCUUGGGGUCCUAUACAACAAGGGAGAAAUAUGUGUGGCAGGUUCUCGUGUUUUUGUUCAAGAAGGGAUUUACGAUGAGUUUGUGAAGAAAUUAGUUGAGAAGGCAAAAGCUUGGCCGAUUGGGGACCCUUUUGAUCCUCAAGUUCGUCAAGGACCUCAGAUUGACAAGGCGCAAUUUGAUAAAAUUUUAAGAUACAUUGAGCAUGGAAUGAGAGAAGGAGCCACUUUGUUAACUGGGGGAAAGCCUGCAGAGAGGCAGGGAUAUUACAUUGAGCCAACCAUAUUCACCGAUGUUAAAGAGGACAUGCUUAUUGUCAAAGACGAAAUAUUUGGCCCUGUUAUGGCGCUCAUGAAAUUCAAGACUAUUGAGGAGGCGAUAAAGAGUGCGAAUAAUACGAGAUAUGGGCUCGCUGCAGGCAUCGUCACAAAGAGUUUGGAUGUGGCCAACACUGUGUCAAGGUCAAUCCGAGCCGGCACCAUAUGGAUCAAUUGUUACUUUGCUUUCGGUGACGAUUGCCCUUUUGGUGGCUGCAAAAUGAGCGGCUUUGGGAAGGAUCAUGGCUCGGAGGGCCUUCACAAGUAUCUCCAUACUAAGAGUGUUGUUACUCCAAUCUACAAUUCUCCUUGGCUUUGAAAUUUUAUGCGACAUCAAUACUGCAGCAAGCUACUGCUACUUACAUACUGAGCCUUUUUGUGAUGUGAAGGAUCAAUAUUGGUGUGGUUUAUAAAAUGCUUGAUUCCAGUAACGGGGUUGAGUAAAUUAAUAUCUUGCUUUGUGUAAUUUGACUGGUUUGCUUGUAUACAAUGACAAAGUUUGUUUUCAUCUUUCGCUAUAUUAUAGUGUAUGACACAAACUGAGCACGUUCUGCGUCCGCACGCUUGAUAUGCAAAUGUAUUGGACAAAUUAAAAAGAGAAAAACCAACGAAUGAAAUCUCCUUUAUU
Morus notabilis is the source of this 1849-nucleotide messenger RNA. Its product is annotated as aldehyde dehydrogenase family 2 member C4. NCBI's taxonomy places the organism in Eukaryota, Viridiplantae, Streptophyta, Magnoliopsida, Rosales, Moraceae. Gene Ontology annotation, molecular function: aldehyde dehydrogenase (NAD+) activity. The transcript has 9 exons. Bases 77 to 1540 code for a protein of 487 amino acids. The record is from RefSeq and is a predicted model, not a curated record.